Messenger RNA from Pomacea canaliculata, 2425 nucleotides. RefSeq names its product E3 ubiquitin-protein ligase TRIM71-like. NCBI's taxonomy places the organism in Eukaryota, Metazoa, Mollusca, Gastropoda, Architaenioglossa, Ampullariidae. The transcript has 6 exons. The record is from RefSeq and is a predicted model, not a curated record. Gene Ontology annotation, molecular function: zinc ion binding. Bases 219 to 1193 code for a protein of 324 amino acids.
UUUAUGGCGCCCGCCCGGUCGGAACGACAGUUAAACAGUAUUUAGUACAAGAUUUGUUGUCUCCUGCGUCUCCAGUUUUACUGUCAGCACUAUUCAAGCGUGACCUAGCCUGCUACACUAAAAGACUAUAAGUAAUAGAAACACGUAGAUGCCGCUUGACAUGUGAAAAUUUGCCAAACUCAGAGUGUGUUGUGAACCGUCAUUUCCAGCUUUUGAGUAUGGCAACAGCGGCGCAGGAACACGCAAGAAAGUGUGCAGUGUGUACUAGUGACUUCACCACACCAAAGAUUUUACCCUGUGGUCAUCUCUUCUGUCGAGAAUGUGUCGUUACCUGGCUGGACUCAAAAUCGGACGCCGGGUGUCCUCUGUGUACCUGUCCUAUAUCAGAGCAUCAAGGUAAUUCAUCUCAAAGUUCAGCUGAUGUUGUCGACGCCCUGCCUACAGACUCUGUGAUGGAAGCGAUAGUAGACAGUGCUUGCGUGCUGAUGAACGGUGGUAUGUGCACCGUAUGUGAUGACGUCACAGCUGAAUACAUCUGUAUGCAGUGUCUAGAAAAGAUGUGUGAAUCAUGUAUGAAGAUACACAAGAAGAUGGUAGUGAGCCGCAGUCACGAUGUGGAGAGUGUCAGCACUGUGACACCUGAACGUCUGGCUGCCAGCCGCCCUGCACUGUGUGCUGACCACGGCGACAAAGCUGAGUUGUUUUGUGCUGAUCACCAUCUUGCUAUCUGCAUAUCAUGUAGUUCUAGCAAACACAAUGAAUGCCCAGAUGUAAAAUAUCUGGAUGUGGAGAUAAAUUCAGCUGGAAAUGCGCUCGUUUUAUUGACAAAGGAACUGACUAAAGCGGAGGACAACCUGAAGCAAGAAAUAGUCAAUCUAAAUGUGCGCGUGCAAACAGCGGAUGUCACUGAACAGAGAAACAUGGCGCUGGUGGACAGGACAUGUGAACGUCUUCAGAAGAUGGUGGAAGAGUGUCAGACACAGCUGAAAAAACUAAUCAGUGAUUCCAUUUCAAAAUUCAAGAAAUCCUUGUGUGACGUCAAAAGCGAGCUGGAGAAACGUCUAGGGAAAGUGACGUCACACAAACAUCUCGUGACGCGAUCCACAACAGUCAGACCGCGUCCCGCGCUGAUACACGCAGCCCAGACUCUGACAGACAGGGUCAACAGCUUUGACCUCAGUUCCAAAUUAUAAGUAGAUCCUUGUGUCAAUCCCUCGCCAGAAAUAACCAAACACUGUGACGAUGUGGGGAAACGAAUACAGACUGAGCUCCACAGCCUGAAACUACAAUUGACUGAGGUUCAAUCACAAGUUCUUGUCUUCCACGAGAAGUGCGGGACCAACAUUCGUCUCAUGAACGGCAACACGACGGCGCGAAUUACUAACCUUGAGAACUACUGCAACGGCGUGGUCGUGUCACGUGACGCUAUGGCUGUGAACACCUUGUAUGAAGUCAGAAUAGAUGAAAUAAAUGUUUUAGACAGAAAUGCGAUUUUCCUUGGUGUGACGGAAAUCCCUCCCGGGCAGUUAACUGUGACGACGUGGUCCACAGACCCCGAAAACUCCGUUAUUAUUUGGGAGAGUGGAGUCCGCCGCAAGGGUUAUAAACUCAAAUCUAAUGUCGGUAAAGCUCUCAAUUCCAUCAAAGUCGGGAGUCGUGUUGGACUGUUGGUGGACUCAUCAAACGACCUUCACCUUUAUGUGGAUGGACAGGACCAGGGUGUUGCUGCUAAUAAUGUCGCACAUCCCUGCUUUGCCGUAUUUGAUCUCAGCUUCGCCAUUCAGGUGACAGCCCUUCCCAAAUCUACAUGGACAUAAGACAUGGAAAAAAUCAGAAGAAGACAAUACCAACAUAGUUUAUUUCAAACUGAGGACAUGAUCGACUUCAACGAUGAUUUUAUCAAUGACCUCUACAUUGUAGUGUGUUCAGUUAACCAUUGGAUGUAGGAAACAGAAUUACAAAUACAAUAUUUAUUGCUUUUUAUAUUAUCUAACCAAGAAUUAUAUUUUGAUUUAUCGAAUGUCUAAAAGGGAAGAAAGUUUGCUCCUUUUCAGGAAAAAUGUUUUUCGAUUCUUUACAUAAACCCGCACAUGCCGUAGCUUACUACACGCAGUCACAGUAAUACCAUCAGUACAUAUGAAAAAUCCGCAAACAGACAUAUUUGGUAAAGUUUAAAGAAGUCUUGAUGUGCUAAUUCCUUACCAAACGUGAUUUGUGAAGUUACAACUGUAUUGUGUUACGAAUUAAAGCUCCUAAGAAUGCCUUGAAGAGAAGGAGAGAGGAAGGGAGGAAAUCACAAAGUAAUAUUGUCUGUAGCUGAGGCAAUAUGAAGGUAAUACACUGAUAACCUAUUUUGACUAAAUUUCAAAAGCAUUAUUAUAUAAUUUUUACAUUCUUUGAAAUAGUAUUUCAAAUGCAGCAAGGU